Molecule: messenger RNA, 3738 nt
Organism: Tupaia belangeri chinensis (Chinese tree shrew)
Lineage: Eukaryota; Metazoa; Chordata; Mammalia; Scandentia; Tupaiidae
Gene: PRAG1
Product: PEAK1 related, kinase-activating pseudokinase 1
Biological process (GO): protein phosphorylation
Molecular function (GO): ATP binding; protein kinase activity
Source: RefSeq, a predicted model, not a curated record
GAGCCGAGCGUGCGCCCGGGGUUUGCCCGAGGUGCGCCCAGCUCGGAGCCCGGAGCCCGGAGCCCGGAGGCGAAGGCUGCUUUCGGCUCACCGGAGAGUCGCUCCUCGGCGCCGGGAAACUUUCCUUCGAGUUCCGGGAGAGAAAAGCGUCUGCUCCGAGCGCUGUGCUGGCCUUGCCGCGCGGUCUGCAGCGAUUCCGGAGCCCGCACGGACUGCUCUCCGCAGCGGGCAGCCGGCGGAGGCGAGGAAGCUGCUCUGGGACCCAUUGCUACCUCCCCAGACCACACCAGAGAGCUGAGCACAAGAUGAACCAGCACUCACUUGGCUCAAGAUGCACCAGGCUAUUCCACUGAGCUCUGAGAGCCCCAAGAUGUCUGCGUGCAGUGACUUUGUGGAGCACAUCUGGAAGCCUGGGUCCUGCAAAAACUGCUUCUGCCUGCGGAGCGACCACCAACUGGUGGCUGGCCAUCCCCCGCCCAGAGCAGGCAGCCAGCCCCCUCCACCUCGCCUGCCUCCCAGGCCCGAGAAUUGCCGCCUGGAAGAUGAAGGUGUGAACAACUCACCCUACUGCAAACCCACAAUCGCAGUAAAGCCCACCAUGAUGAGCUCCGAAGCCUCCGAUGUGUGGACAGAGGCCGGCAUUGGUGCUGAGGUCUCACAGGUCAUCUGGAGACGUGUCCCCAGCAAGCUCUCUCUCCCACUGGCCAAGCAAGAUGACACACCGAUGGUUUUCCUGGGUGGCGUCCGGGGCAGCCCUGUGGACGGCCAUGCCCGCAGCCCACCUGGCUAUGCCAUGGUUGGCCUGCCCAGCCCUGAGCCCCGUGCAGAGCGGAGCCUGGCCUUCCACCCGAUGGGUUUCACAAGCGAAAAGGCCAGGCAAGAAGAGAAAGCUUCAUUCCCCUACCAGGAGCUGCCCCCGACGCAGGAGAGCUUCCGCCAGAAGCUGGCCACAUUCUCCGGGAUGACCUCCGGCUGUCACAAGAGCCCAGGGCCCUGCCCCACUGCACAGCCCCAGCUAGAGCCUGAGUCCUUAGGGGACGGAGAGGAGCCGAGGUGCUCGCCCUCAGGGGACAGUGAAGGUGGGGAGUACUGCUCAAUCCUGGACUGCUGCCCCCCAGGCCCAGCUGCCAAGGACACCCCCCAGGCUGAGGGCACCCAGGACUGCUUGCCGGCCUGCUGGGAGCAGGGAGCUCGGGAGCCAGGCGUGUGUGUCCAGCCCAUCCGGCCCACCGAGGAUGAGCGGGGCCCGGCCUUCCCCAGGGAGUGCCGCAGCCAGAGCUCUGUAGCCAGCCCGGCCUGCCUGGACUCCAAGAAGCCACCGCUUCCCUCAGAGACUGCCGGCUCUUCUGAUAGUCUUUCUUGUGGCGGUGGCGGCAGCCGGUCCCACAGCCCCUGUGUCCCCCACCUUGAGAAUGAUUACUGCUCUCUCGUGAAGGAACCCGUCCGGGGGAAACCGCAGGACCCUGGCUGCCAGCCUGUGGCCUCCAGCAAAUGCCUCAGGCUGCCUGGAGAGCCACAGCCCACCACCACCCCCAGAGAGGCUGCCCCGCUGGAACCCAUCUAUGCUGAGAGCACCAAGAGGAAGAAGAGCAGUCCAGCGCCGUCCAAGCCGCAGGCCAAGGUAGAGCAGGCGGCAGCUGCCCAGGGCCAGGACCAGGCCCGCACGGGCAGCACCCGUGCUCAGAGAACCACAGCGGGCUGGGGCCGGGACAGGGAAUGCCCAGACCUGGCUCCCCAGGCGUCAGCCACCAUCACCGUCAUGGCAGCACACCCAGAAGAGGACCAUCGGACCAUCUACCUGAGCAGCCCGGACUCAGCCGUGGGGGUACAGUGGCCACGUGGGCCUGUGAGCCAAGACCCGGGGGUGGUGGGAGAGACGUCAGCCACGCAGGGGCUGAGCCCUGGGGAGAGCCGCCCGCACGAUGCAGACGAGAACACGCCCAAGGGGAAGCCGGCCAUUCCCCCCAAGCUGUCCAAGAGCAGCCCGGCAGGGUCCCCCGUGUUGCCCUCUGUCUCCCCGCUGGCUGACCUCAGCGAGGGGAGCUGUGGUGGCACCAGCCUUGGGCCCCAGCCUUCACCCAGAGCCCCUAACAACCCCACGGCCUCCUGCCAGACCAAUGGCGUCACUGCCACGGACCCCGUCAGGUGCCCCCUACCUGCCACCUUGGCGAUGGACCAGAGGUGGCCCAGAUACCAGACCGGCACCUGGAGUCGUCAGUGCCGGAUAGAGGAGGAGAGAGAGGUGGAACAGGAACUGCUGAGUCGAAGCUGGGGAAGAGAGACAGAAAACGGGACCACGGAGCCCUCUAACUCCUCCACCUGGCACCGUCUUCGCCCCGGAGACAGCUCCUCUGGGCAGAGCAGCAAAGCCGGCACCGGGAUGAGCAAAUCGGCCUCUUUUGCCUUCGAGUUCCCCAAAGACAGAGGUGGGACUGAGGCGUUCUCCCCUCCACCGCCGCCCCCAAAGUCCAGGCACCUUUUGAAAAUGAACAAGAGCAGCUCUGAUUUGGAGAAAGUGAGCCAGAGCUCUGCAGAUAGCCUCAGUCCGUCCUUCAGGGGUGUCCACGUCAGCUUUACCACCGGCUCCACAGACAGCCUGGCCUCAGACUCCAGGACCUGCAGCGAUGGAGGCCCAUCGUAUGAGCCGACUCAUUCGCCCACUGGAAGUGGGAAGAAGCUCUUUGCUCCCGUUCCGUUCCCUUCAGGCUCCACAGAGGAUGUGUCUCCCACUGGUCCCCUGAGGCCUCCUCCCCUCCCCCAGAAAAAGAUUGUGAGUCGGGCAGCCUCUUCACCGGACGGCUUCUUCUGGACCCAGGGCUCCCCCAAGCCGCGAGCGUCGAGCCCCAAGCUGAACCUAAGCCAUUCAGAAACCAGCGUCUGCGUCCACGAGGAGUCUCACUUGAGCCAUCCUUUGGGCUCCGGGAAACACCACCACUAUGUUUUCUCCUCUUCUGAGCCUCUGGAGAAAGCUUUCAAAGGCAGUGGCCACUGGGGCCCAGCUCCAGGCCUGAGGGGUGGCUGUGGGAGUCCCAGCCUCCAGGGCAGGGGCGCCCCCUCCACUUCAUCCUCACAGCUGAGUGUGUCCAGCCAGGCCUCCACCAGCAGCACCCACCUGCAGCUGCACAGCCUCCUGAGCAGCAUCAGCAGCAAGGAGGGUACCUAUGCCAAGCUCGGGGGGCUCUACACCCAAUCCCUGGCCCGCCUCGUAGCUAAGUGUGAGGACCUCUUCAUGGGCGGCCAGAAGAAGGAGCUCCACUUCAAUGAGAAUAACUGGUCACUCUUCAAACUGACCUGUAACAAGCCCUGCUGUGACUCGGGGGAUGCCAUUUAUUACUGCGCCACCUGCUCCGAGGACCCGGGCAGCACCUACGCUGUGAAAAGCUGGUGGGGCAGCCGGGCGCCUCGGAGGAGACCUUGUGCAGCAUGCUGCACAACUGGAUCGACAUGAAGCGCGCGCUGAUGAUGAUGAAGUUCGCAGAGAAGGCGGUGGACCGCAGGCGCGGCGUGGAGCUGGAGGACUGGCUGUGCUGCCAGUACCUGGCUUCUGCGAACCUGCGGCCCUCUUACAGUCGCUGAAGCUCCUGCAGCUUCUGUGAGCCAGGCCCAGCCCCGCACUUCACCACCCCGCCCCCGCGCUGCCCCAUGCCCUGGCCCUGCCUUGGAAACAGCCAUGUCUCCCUGGGAAAUGGUACAAACGACUAUCGUACUUGGAUAUAAUAUAUGUAUUAUAAAAUAUGA